GUUUGUUAUCUUAAAUUUAAAAAAGUUAAAUACCACUUGUUGAAAGAGGAUUAAGACUCUUUAAUUAAUGUAUUCAAUUUGUUUUUCGACUCACUAGAUAGUAGACACUAGUUACUUUAUACAUUAAUGCUCGUCAAGAAAAUAUGAAAUACAACGUGAAGAUAGGCAUCAUUGGUGGAUCAGGACUUGACGAUCCAGAUUUUUUUAAAGAUGCAACUGAAGAAAGAGUGAAAACUCCUUAUGGCGACCCAUCAGACUCGCUUCUCAGCGGCAAGCUCAACGGUAUCAAUUGUGUUCUAUUAGCCAGGCAUGGGCGUAAACACUCAAUAAGUCCCACCAAUAUAAACUAUCGCGCCAAUAUUUGGGCUUUGAAACAUCUAGGAUGUACACAUAUUAUUGCAUCAACAGCAACCGGUUCUUUAAAAGAAGAAAUUAAGCCUGGUGAUUUGGUAAUUUUGGAUUCUUUCAUUGAUUUAACAAAAAAACGUGAAUUAACUAUGUUUGAUAAGGAUGAUAAAGUCAUACACUUGCCAAUUGAACCUCCUUUUUGUUCAGCUACUCGGAAUAUUAUUAUUGAAACGGCUCAAAGCCUUGGUAUUCCUGUUCAUAAAACAGGUACAGCUGUAGUUAUUGAAGGACCUAGAUUCUCGACAAAGGCUGAAAGUAAUGUCUAUCGAUCAUGGAAUGCUGAUUUGGUCAAUAUGACACUUGCUCCAGAAGUUGUACUGGCUAAAGAAGCAGGUUUGUUGUAUGCUUCAGUGGCCAUGGCCACAGACUAUGAUUGUUGGAGAGAAGCAACAGAAAAAGUCAAUGUUGCUAACGUUAUCAGAGUUUUUCAAGAAAAUGUUAAAAAAAUCACGACAUUAUUUAUAGAAGUUUUGCCCAAAAUAGCGGAAAAAAAUUGGGAUGUUGAAAUCGAUGAACUAAAUAGUCUCAUACAAGAGAGUGUGCAGAGUAAAUGAUUAUGAAACAAGACAAUGAAGACAGAACAAAUAUUUAUAAUUGCCAUAUUUGUUAAAAUAUUGUUUCUAAAUACAAAACUGUAAUACUAUA
Messenger RNA from Acyrthosiphon pisum (pea aphid), 1053 nucleotides. It is a transcript of the gene Mtap, whose product is annotated as Methylthioadenosine phosphorylase. The coding region runs from base 144 to 962 and encodes 272 amino acids. Gene Ontology annotation, molecular function: S-methyl-5-thioadenosine phosphorylase activity. Gene Ontology annotation, cellular component: cytosol. The transcript has 6 exons. Lineage: Eukaryota; Metazoa; Arthropoda; Insecta; Hemiptera; Aphididae. The record is from RefSeq and is a predicted model, not a curated record. Gene Ontology annotation, biological process: nucleoside metabolic process.